Molecule: messenger RNA, 4965 nt
Organism: Petromyzon marinus (sea lamprey)
Lineage: Eukaryota; Metazoa; Chordata; Hyperoartia; Petromyzontiformes; Petromyzontidae
Source: RefSeq, a predicted model, not a curated record
CGCUCUGCAGUAAUAUCUACGGCCUAUAGUGGUAGCAUCUACUGACUAUAUAGUAGUAAUAACUGCACGCAUCGGGGUGGGGGGGGACACCACACAGUGAAUAAUUAACGUCAGCAUUUAGUGUAUUUUUAUAGCAUUUUUAACGCCAAGGCAAAUGUCCCCCUCACUCCCACCGAAGGCGUGCAACUUGGCAUGGGCCGUCCCCCCCACCAAAGGCGCAUGAGUUGGUAUGGUCGUGCAUGCGUCAUAAAUAAAUAAAUGGGGAUCGCACACAAAUCUCAAUAAAUCGCUAAUUAAACACAUUUUAAGUUGACGAAUGUGAAAAAGGAAUAGCGCUUGCUCACGGCGGGGCUUACGGCGUGGUACCUGGCUAUUUUUAUUUUAUGUAAACCCCACCGUUGGAGAGCGAAAUCGUUCGCAAGCCCGUGAACACACACAAAGCCACACACAAACCCACAAACAGACAAUUUUUGACUUUUAUAUAUAUAGAUAUUCGAGGAAUGUAUUUUUCUCAAUAAUUCACUAUACGAGAUUUUAAUUCACUCAUAUGCGGUUGGACGUGGAACAACAUUGUUUAUGUGUACUCUAUAAUCUACCUGGUAGGUAGCUGUCCUGUGUGGUUCAUUUGUGCACCCUUUUUCCUGGAACUUAUCUGCUACCACGAAGUGAGGGAACCCUGUAUGUGCUGCAUGUUAGGCUCCCCCCUUUCCAAUGAAUUUGCGGGAGCAGACACAAUACUUCUCAGAAUAGAGUCAAGAGGGGAACUCAGCACGUGAGUUAUAUUUGUUCUAGCGCAGAUGAGCUAAAAUAAAUCACAAUUGACCUUAGUUAAAUCAAAAUCUAUUUCAGAAUAUUAUUAUAAUUGUUGAUUUACUCUAUAACAGUGUUGUAUCAGCUUUUGAAUUGCUGAUAUCGUUGAAGUUAAUGUAAUCCAAAGUAAAUAAAUCUAGGGUUCAUAGCGUUCUCUUGUAACUUCUCUCCUAACCUCUAUUUAGUUACACACUUACAAAAUUCCAUUCGUUCGUUUCUCAAUCCACUGGUCCUGGUGACGGUUGCGGCGGCAGCAUAUUUAGUCGGGUUUUCCAGACCUCCCUUUUCCUGGUGACAAACUCUAGCUUUUCCUGGAGAAUUCCCAGGCAUUCCCAGGCCAGUUGAGUGACAUAGUCCCGCCAGCAUGUCCUGGGCCAGCCCCGGGGUCUUCGCCCAAUGGGACGUGCUCAGUAGAGUUCCAGGGGGGCAUCUUACCAGGUGCCCGAACCACCUCAACUGGCUCCUCUCGAUCCAGAGGAGCUGCGGCUCGAUGCCUGCCGUUCUCCCUUCCCACUUACCUACACUAAUGAAAGAGACCCCGAGGUACAUAAACUCCUCCACCAAGGGCAGCUGUUCACCUGGAGAGCACAAUCCACCAUCUCCCAUAUCAAGAUUUAAUCUCCCGGGAGUGAACCAUGACCUCAUAUUUGGAGAUGCUGAUCCUCAUCACAGCCGCUUCACAGACUGACGAGGCAAAGAGGACAACGUCAUCUGAAAAAGCAGCAACGCCACCUCCAUGCACUGGAUACUCUCCAUACCUCGGCUGCGCCUUGAUAUCCUGUCCAUGAAAAUAACAAACAGGAGCAAAGGCAAGACGUACCCUUUGUGGAGUCCAACAGCCACAGUUAACGACUUUGAUUAAAUACCAAGAAUACGGAUAUAGCUCUCACUCCAGGAAUAGAGGGACCAGAUAGGACACAAAAGCAGUGCCAGUAUAUCAUACUCCCGAAAAUUAUUUCUUAAAGCCUACAAAGUAUACGUAGACUGGAGAAGCAUACUCCCAUGACCCCUCAAAUAUCUGUGAGAGGGAAAAGAGAUGGUUCAUUGUUCCACGACUAUGAAUCUGAGGCUCGACCACUGAGCGGAGGUUCCUCUCUAGCACUCUGGCAUAGGCAUUACCUGGGAUGUGGAGGAGUGUGACACCUCUGAAGUUAGAGCACACCCUCUGGUCCCCUUUCUUAAAAAGGUGAACCACAACCCCAGUUUGCCAAUUCAGAGGUACUGUACCUGCCUUCCAUGAAACACGUUAACCACGACACUCCUAUACUGUCCAGCGCGUUCAAUAACUCUGUUUCUAUGAAGGCCCUCGACUGCCGCAGCGACUUCAUCAGCCGUGAUGGAUCCGACCCCCCCAGCUGUUUCCAGGGCUGCCUCCUGAGAGGAGGGCAUGUCCACCGGGUUGAGGAGCUUCUCAAGCUGGACAUAAUGCAACUCCACCUCACUCUCACACUUCUCCGUCUGUAAAGAGGGACAGGAAGAAGGUUCCAGCAGCCCUUGUGCUCUGAACACGUGAGAGGCUAUGUCGGAAGAGGAGGAACACGACAUUAAAGCUCAGGAUGAGCUUGCCAAAGUAAUGACAGACUUAGGUCUUAAUACAAAUUACUGGAUUCCAAAACUGCGAGAUAUUUUACAUAUCACCAAUGUACAGGCAUUGCAAUAUUUUGGCCCUGAAGAAUUUGAAACAAUAGAACCACAUUCCCGGCUUCCAUGGGAGAAAAAGGCAUUGUCUAAGUUAGUGGAAAUGUCGGGCAAAGAAGUUGUAUUAAAGCAAUCACAAAAAUGUGAUCCAAUUGGAAAUGAACAGAAGCAUGAUACACCAACAAAGCAGCAUCCAGAACAAAUGCAGCAGAAAAGAUCAACUCACAUUGGUGAGGCCAAAAUGGAGGAUGAGACAGAGCAGCGACUGGAAUUGAAAGGAGCAAAAGAAAAUCCAUUGUGUGACAAGAGCCAUUCCAAUGAUAUGGAAAGUACUUUUCUCAAGCAGUUAGAUUUAGCAAACAUUUCUACUUUACAUGGAACUGUAUCACGUCAAAUUUGUUUACAAAAUGCAUCUAAAGGACUUGCUUUAGAGGGGGUUUAUAAAACUGGUCAAAUAAAUGCUAGGUUACAGAAAAGAGGCAAACUCGUAAACAUCCCAAUGUCGUUUGAUCUUGCUGGCCCAGUACAUCAGCCAAUGAUAAAACAACAGGAGUUUUCAUCCUCUGAAGAGGAAUCAAUAUUUGAUACAGCAGUGGAAAAAAUUGGAUUCAAUACCAUAACCACAGGUUUCCUACAGGCAUUGAAGGAAGAAACCACCUCACAGCAUAGCAAGGCAUUAUACACUGAAGAAAAGCAACGCGAAAAUCCCAAUUCUUCCCGAAUUCAUUGCGCCAAAUACCUGUACCUACCACUCGCCUCAGGAAGUUUUGACUUUGAUAAACUCAAGCUCUCUGAUGAGGCGUUGGAGGAAUUACAAAGCAUUGAAAGCACUUUAAAAUCCGUCAACGAUGCUUUUAAAACACGUGUGCUAAAAAGCAGGUUAGGGAGUUUUUUUGAGAACUUUGGCUCUCAUGUCCACACAGGCCCUAUCCACUUUGGUGGGAUAUUUAAGUGGAAAGCAUCAACAGAGGACAUCACCUCAAAUCAGAAAAAUGAACAAAGAAAUAUACUAUUGGAGGCAGUGGAAAGGUAUUCCACUUCUGCCUACAACAGCAGUGGCUGUGCAGGUGGCGUGAGCAUGAUGGCAUCCAACUUUAUAACGGAAUUUUCUGAAAAAUACAACGCUACACUUCUGAGUAAGGUGACAUUUUCCGUAGGUACAAUAGGUGGGCCCCCUGGCAUUUGUUCUCUUGAACAAUGGAAAACUGACAUUGUUUCCAAUGCAAAAAUGUGGUCUGUCAUUGACCGAGGCACAUCAUUGGUUCCAGUGUGGGACAUUGUCACGUUUAACCACGAAAAUGAUUUUGAAAAUACUUUGAUAGCUAACAGCCUCAAGGAGGCAUAUACGCUUUUGACGAACCCAAUUCCCAAUUGUCGUGUUGAGGUCUCUGCUAAAGCUGAAGCCCAGUCAGUAAUGCAAGAUAUUAAACAUUGGCAAGAAUCUGACGUGGAAUACAAUUUACAAAAGAUAAUUGAUUUGAAACAGAAGUUACAUGAUGAAACAAAAAACAAUUUGAUUUGGGUAAACACCUGUUUGUCUCACCCAGCUCUCCAGUCAUUUUUGUCAAAUUUUAUUACAGCACCUGCCAAUACGGUAAAAAUAAAAAAGCUUAUGCGCUCUAUUAUGGAGCCAAAGUGUUGUGAGGUUGACAGUUUUCCACAACUCGCCUCCGUUAUGCAGUGGCUUAAUGAGUCUGAAGGAGUCUCUGCUCAGGUAUCUGACUUUAAAGAUCUCGUGAACAUCUUAACAAAAGCAAAAGAAAAUUUAAAAGAAGUUGAGUUUUCAACAAAGUAUUCAGAAAUAAUUGAAAAAAGAAACAAAGAAAUCACGAAUUCAUUUAAUUCAUUCUGUCAAUCACUGAGAACAUCAGAACUUAUCGAACAAGAACUACUCAUAAUUUCAGUUGCUUCUGGUGUCGGAUAUUGUGUAAAAGAAAAAAGAUUUCAGCGUCCCCUGCAUUAUGACAACAUUGCCCAUCUUCAACUUACACUUGAGUCAGCUUGCGGAGAGUCCUCAAGUACAUGCUGAGAGUACACGCUCUGGUUUGUGCAUUGUCUUCAUACUGUUCGCUUUUUGACAUUCUAUUGUCUGACACUGGUGGGAGUAGGCCAUAAAGAAGGCUGUGUGGUGUAGGCCAAUCAGUUUCAAAGACAAUGAAUAUGUUAUCAGAGCAUGUUUGUUUGCAUGUUCACCACAAGUUCUGUAUGUGUGUUUAAUGCAGACUUGAUGUCUUGCGAAAGGUAUAUAUUUUGUGUGUUAACAUUUUAAUAAUUGUUUUAUUGCCAGAAAGGGUAAAACCUAUUCUUAUUUUUUAUACUUUGAUUCUGGCACAAAUGUCCCAUGGUAUAGCUGCUCACCCAGAGCUAUACUUGCUCUGAUAGUGCAUUGUCUUUGUACUAUAUUAUUGGUUCUUUCGGUAAAGUCUUUGUACUGUUCACCUUUUGGUAUUAUCUGGUGUGACACUGGCAAUCUUGGUCACAAAGAAGGGACCGUCCAUAAAUGACGUCACACACCUG